Messenger RNA from Galleria mellonella (greater wax moth), 3856 nucleotides. Its product is annotated as synaptic vesicle membrane protein VAT-1 homolog-like. The record is from RefSeq and is a predicted model, not a curated record. Gene Ontology annotation, molecular function: oxidoreductase activity; zinc ion binding. Lineage: Eukaryota; Metazoa; Arthropoda; Insecta; Lepidoptera; Pyralidae. The transcript is spliced from 9 exons. The coding region runs from base 127 to 1509 and encodes 460 amino acids.
CUUCCCUCCACUCAUUCGUUCCGCGACGCGUCGUCUAGCCGGUCGGCUUCCGUUAUAUUCACCCAAGCUCAUUCUCACCGUGUCCGUUAGCCGCACCGCUCCGAUUACACCCUAACCGAUCUAGACAUGACGGAAAGCACGGACACCCCCGCGGCUGCCGCGCCUGAGAAAACUCCCACCGAGAAUGGCACUACUGAGACACCCCCAGAAGAGACUCCAGAUAAGGCAACCGAGGAAAAAGAAAAGGAGGCAGAGCCGCCCAAGGAAAUGCGCGCAGUCGUACUCACAGGCUAUGUCGGUUUGAAAACUGUCAAAAUCCAAAAGAAACCCGUGCCCACCGUUGGAGAAGGCGAAGUUCUCAUACGAGUCAAAGCCUGUGGGCUGAACUUCCAAGACUUGAUCGUGCGUCAAGUGGCUAUCGACUCGCUGCCUAAAACACCAUUCAUUCUUGGAUUCGAAUGCGCCGGCGAGAUUGAACAAGUCGGCGAGGGUGUGACCAAUUUCAAGGUUGGGGACCAGGUGGUGGCUCUUCCCGAGUACAAGGCAUGGGCUGAGCUGGUCUCGGUACCGGCGCAGUAUGUAUAUGCCCUACCUUCCGGGAUGACUGCAUUAGAUGCCGUGGCUAUCACUACAAACUACGUGGUAGCUUAUUUGCUGCUCUUCGAAAUAGCCAACUUAACGCCUGGCAAGAGCCUGUUGGUGCACUCCGCUGGUGGUGGCGUGGGCCAAGCUGUGGCGCAGUUAGCGAAGACUGUGGACAACGUGACGGUGUUUGGUGUCUGUUCCAAGAGCAAACAUGAGGCUCUCAAGGCCAACAAUAACAAUAUUGAUCAUCUGCUCGAGAGGGGAAGCGACUACACCAGUGAAGUUAGGAAAGUAUCUCCCGAAGGCGUGGAUAUCGUGCUGGAUUGUCUCUGCGGAGAGGAAUGCAACCGCGGGUACUCUCUUCUCAAGACCAUGGGCCGAUAUGUCCUUUAUGGUUCAUCUAACAUCGUCACCGGUGACACACGAAGCUUCUUCAGUGCAGUGCGUGCCUGGUGGCAAGUAGACAAGGUGUCGCCAGUGAAGCUGUUCGUCGAAAACAAGAGCCUAGCGGGAUUGAACCUGCGACACUUGCUCUUCCAACACGGACGCGCCGACUAUGUUCGCCGCGCUGUCGAACGCGUAUUCGCAUUGUGGGGCGAAGGGAAAGUCAAACCCCUGGUUGAUUCCACAUGGGCUUUGGAAGAUGUUGUCGAGGCAAUGCAGAAGAUGCACGAACGCAAGAACAUUGGGAAACUCGUGUUAGACCCGUCACUGGAGCCUAAGCCGAAGCCAGCCACGCCUGCUAAGGGCAAGUCGGGGAAGGAGAAGAAACCAGCCAAAGAGAGUUCAGAAGAGAAGAAGGAUAAGGAGACAAAGGAAGAGGAGAAAAAGCCAGAGGAAAAUGGUGAGAAGAACGGUGAAGAACCACUCACUAAUGGUAACAGCGAUGAAGAGUCUAAGGACAAGGAGAAGGAGUCUAGCUGAAUUGUUUCCGUUGAGAACUGAACCAGAUAAACCACCGCCGAUUGAUUAUUUUAGAGUUGAAGCUGCUCGUUUUACCGUAGCGGCUGCGCCCGCGCCGGCACACCGCUCGCGCUUCGUACCACGCCGGCGCCGGCGCCGCUCGCAUAUAAUACUAUGUUGCCCGAUGUUUUUAUUAUGUUUCGUUUAAGUCUGAAUACGAUGUCGUUCGAUCUCAUUUACUUACAUUCAUUAUUAUUCAUGUUUUAAAUGUAACUAUUAGAUACCUUAUUACGGAUCGAACCAUGUCGUCUUUUUUAUAGUUUUUAUUUUUUGACGAUCAUUACAUUUUAUAUUUUGUGACAGAAAUACAUAAUUUAAUUAAAUAAUUUGAUAUACGACAGCGAACAUUACAAUGAAUUUAUAUUUUAAUCAUUUCUUAUAAACAUUACCUAAUUUGGCCUAAGUUAGUAAUUGUUUCUAAACUUACGAGUCUUUUAUUAUAGUUUAAUGUUUAAGACUUUAUUUUUAAGAUGAGAUAUUUUAAUCUGCAGUUAUUUUGAAUGGCUAUUAUAUAUCUAAGGUGCAGAGAUGCUUAAUCUUUAUGUAUGUUAAGCUUUAAUAUUUUAUUAGUAAAUGUUUAAAAUUUGGCCCCACGAGACCCACACCCGCCCUCGGGUCGAGCGCUCGCUCACAUCACAUCUCGCUGCGAUCCUUCUCCAAACUACCUAAUCUAAACAAAAACAAACGAACGAUAAACCUUACGUGUGAUAUUUUGUAGUAGGUAUGCUAGAUGUUUUGCAGUAGAUAUUUUUAUGCUGCCUAUACAUGAUAUAUUUUUUUUUAUUUGAGCUUAAAUAUACAAUUAUUUUAUAUUUUUAUACUUAGAAUUUUUGUACAUUAUUUUCUAGUUAGGAUGAAAGUUCCUGAAUUGAUUUGAAGGCACCAGUCAUUGUGUGGUACAGUGUCGAUGUAGGAAUCGUGUUCUCGAACGCGUCCUCUGACUGGAUUCUGGGCCUGAACUGGACGAGCUUAUUGAGUCCAAAUUGUGAACUAUUUUUGUGGCUAACUUUAAGGUCAUUCAUAUUCAAUAUAUACUUAGUCGAUGACAAUCACGAUAUAAUAAGUCAUAUUUUUAUAUACCAAAUGACUAUAACAUUAUCUCGUAUAAAUAAAGCUUUUGUAUUUAUAAACACAAAUAUCACAUAUCUAAUCUAACAUGCAUUUUCACACGAUAUGUACUAGGAAUAAUAAUAAUAUUUUGAUACCAAUAUUCACUGCAUUUCUUUUUGAUAUACCUAGCAUAUAUUUGUCUACGUUUAUUUUCGUAAGGUUGUAAGUAAUGUUUACCGCCAUAGUGUACAGUAUGGUUAUAGGUAUAUAUGUACACAGUACUAAUUAAAUGUUUUAUCUGUAUUACACAUAUCAUGCGGAUGUAAAAUGUAUUCCUGUGAGGCUGAAAGUAGUCCGGCAUCGUCGGAGUGAAAAAGAUAAUUUACUUCCUAAACACUGCUCAAAUAAAAUAACUAAGCAGUGUGCGGACGCAAUGUGUGCUCCAAACAUGCCUAACUCAUUUGAUUCUUAGGAUUUUUAUAAACUUUUUACCUUUUGGAACAUUUUUGAUAGAGCACGUCUUGCGUACACACAGUGCGCGUCGUCCGACCAACGUGUCACAGGUCACCAUGUCCCAGUGUGAGUAGGUACCGUCUGCCAUAGGUUGUGAGGUACGUAAGGUAAGGUAAGCACCUGAAGACCAGACUGCAUCCCUUGUGGGGUGAACACAAGUAGAUAGCUUUUGUAUUAUUAAAUUUAUAACACGAGUGGCAGUUGCAGGGCAGGAUACUAUGUAAGGCGCUUUGUUUAUCGUACAGUGGCUUGGUGCUAGUUCAUAUUGUACGCGGAUACAACUCGCUUCAGUGUCUCGGACCAAUAUCUUAAAGCUACUUUAGUCUUCUUAUCGGUAUCUCUUUCGCUUUGUGUGUCAAAUAUGUGCGAAUUUCUUGUAAUGUAAAACAUAUAUUAAAUCUUGUGUAUAUCGACCUGUAUAAUGGUUUAGAAUUAUCUUUGAAUUUUCUUCUACCUAUAAGAAUUUAAUGAUGGUAUUCCAAUAGUGAUUCGGAGGGCUGGUGUGACCGCGCCGUUGUGAUUGUGUCCAAAUUGUUGUAGGUUUAGUGUCUAUAAAUUGAUGCCAAUAUUUAGAAGCUUCGUGGAAACAUCGAAGUGGUCGUAAGAUCCAGUGCCGUCACGCCAGCGGACUCCACGUAUUCUGAGUCGUUAUUGUACUACACAUUUAUUUUUAUAAGGGCGGGCCAGUGUGAUAUCUAUACUAUGAAAUGGAUAAAUAAAUAUGUAUGAUCUGUAAAAAUGCUUA